Molecule: messenger RNA, 933 nt
Organism: Actinia tenebrosa (Australian red waratah sea anemone)
Lineage: Eukaryota; Metazoa; Cnidaria; Anthozoa; Actiniaria; Actiniidae
Product: neuropeptide FF receptor 2-like
Biological process (GO): G protein-coupled receptor signaling pathway
Cellular component (GO): membrane
Molecular function (GO): melanocortin receptor activity
Source: RefSeq, a predicted model, not a curated record
AUGACUGGCUCUUUCUCCAAAGUUGUUAUUCCAACCGUCUCUUCUAUUCUUGUUCUGACGGACCUGAUAGGAAACACCCUGGUUAUACUGAUCAUUCUGACAAAUAAAUCCAUGAAAUCGCCAAUCAACUACCUCCUGUUCAACCUUGCUGUAGCAGACAUCAUGGUAGGUGCCUUCGUCAUACCAAAGGCGAUUUUCCAAUACUUACUUCCCCAUCCCGUUGGCAUCGAAGGUAAGAUAAUCUGCAAAGUUUUUAUUUCUGGGAACUUCGCCUGGAUUGGAGGUGCUGCAUCUGUCUUCUCUCUAAUGGCGAUUUGCUUCGAAAGAUUCCUUGCUGUCAUGUAUCCUUAUUCUGUAAGGCUGAAGCUUACAUUUCACAUUGCGAAACGCAUUAUUAUGGCGUCGUGGAUUUUCGCUUCAAUUCUGGUUUCCUCACUUUUCGUAGUAAUGGACUACGACCAAGAAAAGGAAAAAUGUAUUCAAGAGUGGCCAAGACAGCCAUCAUGGCUUUCUAAGGCAUUCAGCCUACUCUGGUUUACAGCAGCAGGAUUUGCGCCUCUUGCCAUCAUGUUCGUUUUGUACAACAGAGUCAUUUACUCUCUUUGGUUCAAGAAAAACCAAGUACAAGGUACACAACUAGCCGUGUUGAAGUCAAGAAAGAGAGUAACCAAGAUGAUGGUCACUGUCAGUGUUGUAUACUUCCUAACUUGGUUUCCUACUCUCACUUUCUAUGUACUUAUCGAGCAUCAUGUGCAUGUCGUAGAUAUUCCUAUGACAGACAUCAUCCAAGUGCUUUCCAUACUGGUUCUGUGCAGCUCGGCCAUAAAUCCAUUUAUCUAUUCACUUCAAAGCGAGAAUUUUCGUCGUGAAUUGAGGAAACUUCUUUGCUGCAGAAAAACUUGCAAGAAUCGACUAAAUCCCUUAGGUGCUUGA